This is a messenger RNA of Astyanax mexicanus (Mexican tetra), 1650 nucleotides long. RefSeq names its product solute carrier family 2 member 9, like 1 (gene slc2a9l1). Gene Ontology annotation, biological process: monosaccharide transmembrane transport. The transcript is spliced from 12 exons. Gene Ontology annotation, cellular component: membrane. Gene Ontology annotation, molecular function: hexose transmembrane transporter activity. Lineage: Eukaryota; Metazoa; Chordata; Actinopteri; Characiformes; Acestrorhamphidae. The record is from RefSeq and is a predicted model, not a curated record. Bases 41 to 1513 code for a protein of 490 amino acids.
GUGAUUCAUCACUCUUACACAGACUCUCUAGAGGACGGACAUGGACAACUUGCUAAAGCAACUGGUCCAGGGGAAGGCUCUGCUCUUCAUCAUAGUUCUGGGGCUGGGGGGAAACUUCCAAGUAGGAUGCCACAACACGCUGAUCAGCUCGCCCUCUCCGUUCAUAAAGCGUUUUAUAAACAGCAGUUGGAGUCAGCGCUAUGGAGAAGCUCCAGGAGAGAACACAGUCACGUUCAUCUGGUCCGCUGUUGUGUCAAUCUUUGCUCUCGGUGGUCUUCUGGGGUCUAUCAGUGUCCGAUGGUUCUCUAACCAACUUGGAAGAAAGAAGGCUAUGAUCUGGAACAAUGCCAUCAAUGUCGUAGCUUUGGGCACCAUGGUUGCUUCUAAAUCUGCAAACUCUUUCGAGAUGAUCCUGCUCUCUCGCUUCUUUUUUGGCUUCACUUCAGGGCUGGGUGGAAGUCUCCACAUCCUCUAUCUUGGAGAGAGUUCACCCAAGAAAAUAAGAGGGAUGGUUACGCUUACAGUCGCAACUUUUAAAGCUGUUGGAAAAAUGACAGGGCAGAUCGCAGGUCUAAGUGAGAUUCUGGGCCGGGAGGACUGGUGGAAUAUCCUGCUGGGUGUUCCAGCGUUUUUCUCCAUAAUCCAGAUGGUAACUCUGCCUUUCUUCCCUGAGGCACCGAGAUACUUACUGAUAGAGAAGGGCAACACUGAACAGUGCAAAAAAGCUCUGCAGUGUCUGUGGGGUCCGGGUGAUUAUAAACUGGAGAUUGAGGAGAUGCUGGUGGAGCAGGCGGCUCAGAAAGGAGAGCGCAGUAAGACUCUGCUGGAGCUGCUGAGAGAUCAGAGCGUACGCUGGCAGCUUCUCACCAUGUUCGUCCUCAAUGCAGCUAUCCAGUUCGGCGGUGUCCCAGCGAUAAGUGUCUUUUCUUUCAGCAUCUUCGAGGAGGCAGGAAUCUCAAUUGAUAAGAUCCGUUAUGUCACGCUGGGACUCGGGGUAUCUGAAAUCCUCACCAACUUCACAUGUGGUAUGCUGAUUGACCGUGUGGGCAGGAGAGUUCUGCUUUGGGGAGGUUUUGGGUCCAUGUCCAUCAUUAUGGCAUUGAUCACCCUCACUCUGGAGCUAAAGGAUUACUCCUUCUGGGUUCCGUACAGCACCGUGGGCCUCAUAUUCCUGUUUGUCAUCUGUUUUGGUGGAGGACCAGCUGGGGUGAUACCAUCUCUCAGCCACGAGGUAUUUAUCCAGUCGUAUCGAUCUGCUGCGUUUGUGUUCAUCGGGAUUCUGAUGUGGGCCGGCUUCUUUCUGCUGGGAUUCAUUUUCCCUUUUCUUCUAGCCACUAUGAAGUCCUUCAGCUUCGCACUCUUCUCCUGUGUGUGUUUCAGUGCAUCUCUUUACAUUUAUUUCAUCCUACCAGAGACGAAGGGUAAAACUCCACUGGAAAUCUCUGAAGAUUUCAGGAACAUCAGACUCUGUAGCUCAUCCGCUGAUAACAAAUGCUUGGAGACCAGACUGUAGAAGAAAAAAAAGUCAGACUGUUAUAAAAUGCAACAGAUGUGAAACAGCAGUCUGUCUGCUGAAUUUACGAGAUUUACUUUUUAUUUAUUUUUGUACUAAAAUCAUUGUAGGUGCAUAAAAACUGCACAAUACAUAGA